Pseudogymnoascus destructans is the source of this 1541-nucleotide messenger RNA. RefSeq lists its product as uncharacterized. Bases 282 to 1487 code for a protein of 401 amino acids. Gene Ontology annotation, molecular function: ATP binding; cyclin-dependent protein serine/threonine kinase activity. The transcript has 4 exons. NCBI's taxonomy places the organism in Eukaryota, Fungi, Ascomycota, Leotiomycetes, Thelebolales, Thelebolaceae. Gene Ontology annotation, biological process: protein phosphorylation. Gene Ontology annotation, cellular component: cytoplasm; nucleus. The record is from RefSeq and is a predicted model, not a curated record.
CCUUAAUCGACUGGCCGAUCGCUCUUGGCGUGCGGCCGUGGCAAUUACCCCACGAACUGAGACCCUUGUCGUGUCGCUUCGGAAAAAUGUCGGGUAGCGACUAUGAACGUCAACUCAAAUUCUCAUCUGGUCGACAUCGGAUAGACACUGAAAUAAUAAUUAAGAGCAACUAGAGCUCUAAUAUCUCACUAUUGACGAGGAGAUCAGGCGCGCAUAGAGUAUGGUGUAGACCUCUUGUAUUCUCUCCCACGUCAAACGCCAGCGAGGUAUCAUAUUUGGCUAUGGCCGACGUCACAGACUGGAAAUCAGGUCUUUCUGCCACAGUUCGCUUUGAGAAUGUCCAAAACAUCCAAAAGGGAAUAGAAGCUGCGGGAGAGCCGUCAAAGGCCAAGGCCCAAAAGGCCGCCUUCGCCGCCGAAACUGAAGCUUAUAAGGAUUCCCAUUCCUUGGAAGCAUACACAGCCGUCUGUCUCGCCCUUUCUUAUACAGCUUCAUCAACUUCACCCACCUCGCCGCCCAUACCCCCAGCACCGACAACAACAUCUUCAGAGCCCGCCACUACCAUUGGAACCUACUACCCCUGCCACCUCAUCGCCACAUCCCCAGUCUCGUCCGUCUAUCAUUACCCUGAUUCCACCACUCCACUCGCCCUGAAACUCAUCACCACCUCGUCUCCAACCCCUCCACACAACCCAGGCCGUGAAGCCGCCAUCCUCAGAUCACUCACCCACCCCAACAUCAUCCCUCUUAUCUCCACCCUCCACGACUCCGAUGCCCAUCUGAUCCUCACAUUCCCCUACUACCCCCUCACCCUCGCCACCGCCCUCACUCUCCCCUCCCCCCCAAAACUCCUCCCUCUCCUCCACGACCUAUUUGCGGGUCUGGCUCACCUCCACGACAAAAACAUCAUCCACCGGGACAUCAAGCCCUCCAACCUCCUCCUCACCCCCAAUCGCCUCGUCAUCGCCGACUUCGGCACCGCCUGGCACCCUAAGCUCUCCACCGACGAGCCACACAACCAGAAAUGCCUCGACGUCGGCACGGGUGCUUACCGUGCCCCAGAAACACUCUUUGGUGACCGCAAGUACGGCACUGAGCUUGACAUGUGGGGUGCCGGUUGCGUGAUGGCGGAGUGUCUGCGUGAGCCGCAUACACCGCUAUUUGAGUCGAGAGGGGCGCAUGAGGAUGGGAAUCAACUUGGUCUUAUUUUGAGCAUCUUCAAAACCCUCGGAACCCCUGACUCCUCCACCUGGCCCUCGGCCACCAAACUCCCCACCCCACCCUUUGAGAUGUAUGCCACUUUCCCAGCGAUGCCGUGGAAGAUGAUCAUCCCGCAGACGUCAAACCCAGAGUUUGCAGGGAAAUGGGAUCAGCUACGCGAGAUCGUCUGGUGGCUGGUCAUGUUCGAGCCCGGGUAUAGGCCGGCACCGGAGGCGGCGAUGGAGAUGCUUGAGUUGGCAGGAGUGAAGGUUGAUGGACGUGAGUAGCAUUUUGAUAUGGUAUUUUAUAUUUAUAGAAGAAUAUAUCCCAAUUUACUUCCG